UGAAUUUACUUAUGUAUGGGUUCUCGCACGUUUCGUGUAUUGUAUUCUCAUAAUUUAGACACCGCAACCUACAAUAGCGAGCUAAAAACAAAAGUUUAUGUAAAUUGACAGCAGUGAAACUUCAGUUCACUGAUUGACAGUGACUUUAUGCCUAAUAAUAUGCAAUAACGUCAUUAACCUUAAAAUCACGAUUGCCACUUCAAAAUAAUCCACAAAACAUUGAUCGUUAUGUGAUAUUCCGGAAUUAAAAAGAAAGAGUUUGGAAUGAAAUCAAGUAAACGUUCGAAAAUAGCAUUUAUCCAUCCCGAUCUGGGAAUUGGAGGUGCUGAAAGACUUAUAAUAGAUAUGGCAAAUGCUCUUGUUGAUGAAUAUGAAAUAAUGUUUCUUGUUAAUCAUUUUGAUCCAAAUCAUUGUUUUGAUGAGUUGAAAGAUGGAAGUUAUGAAAUAAAAACUUUUGGAGACUGGAUUCCAAGAAGUAUAUUUGGAAGAUGUAGAGCCCUUUCUGCUUACAUAAAAAUGAUUUAUUUGGUAAUAAUUUACCUCUUAUUUUAUAGAAAAGAAUAUAAAAUAGAUUUUCAUGUUGUUGAUCUCAUUCCGAUAGCUGUUCCAUUCUUGAAAUUAUUUAAUCAGAGAGUUUUAUAUUAUUGCCAUCAUCCAGAUUUAUUAGCUACAACAAGAGAAAGUACAUUGAAAAAGUUAUAUAGAAAACCAAUCGAUUGGAUGGAAUACAAAGCUACAAAAGCCUCUGAUAUAACCUUGGUUAAUAGUGAAUAUACUGCAUCAGUCUUCAGAAAAACUUUUCCAUAUAUUGAGAAACAAGUGAAGGUUUUAUACCCUACGAUAUCUUCAUCUGUUAUACAACUUUUAAAAUCAUCUGAUAAAGAAAUUUCAAUUGAUAGCAUUUUAGAUGUACCAAAAGAUUCCUUUGUAUUUAUAUCAAUUAACAGGUUUCAUCCUGCGAAGAAGUUAGAAUUGGCAAUUGAGGCUAUGAGCCGAUUAAAACUAUUACUUGAUGAUUCUGUAUGGAGUAAGACAUACCUUGUUAUGAUUGGAGGCUACGAUCCUCGGUCAGAUAUCAAUAUGAUUUAUUUUGAUAAACUUGUAAGUUUAUCUGAAACUCUACACCUCAAGGAAAAUAUAAUAUUUUUGAAAUCCCCCUCGGAGAGCAAAAAGGUUCAAUUUUUACUAACUUGUAACUGCCUGAUAUACACACCAAUAAAUGAGCAUUUUGGUAUUGUGCCUCUCGAAGCUAUGAUGGCCAAAAAACCUGUUAUAGCUUGCAAUAGUGGGGGUCCUAAAGAAACGAUAAACCAUGGUGUUAACGGAUACUUGUGUGAACCAAAUCCAGAAAACUUAGCUGAAUUCAUGUUCAAAAUUAUAAAUGACAAUAAUUUUGAACAAAUGGGAAAAAAUGGAAAUAUUCGACUGAAUCAAUUAUUUUCCAAUGAAUUAUUUUCUGAUAAAUUAAAAACUAUUGUUUCUGAUGCUUUAGACAGUUAGGUUAGCACAUUCACAUAAUAUUUUGUAUUGUUUUUUCACAAAAGGGAAAUAAUUUUUCUUUAUGUACAUAAACUAUUAUAACAAAGAAUAUAAUAUAUCAAAAAAAUUCUUAAUUU
Molecule: messenger RNA, 1616 nt
Organism: Harmonia axyridis
Lineage: Eukaryota; Metazoa; Arthropoda; Insecta; Coleoptera; Coccinellidae
Product: alpha-1,3/1,6-mannosyltransferase ALG2
Exons: 1
Coding region: 265-1500 (411 amino acids)
Molecular function (GO): alpha-1,3-mannosyltransferase activity; GDP-Man:Man(1)GlcNAc(2)-PP-Dol alpha-1,3-mannosyltransferase activity
Source: RefSeq, a predicted model, not a curated record